This is a messenger RNA of Cajanus cajan (pigeon pea), 576 nucleotides long. Lineage: Eukaryota; Viridiplantae; Streptophyta; Magnoliopsida; Fabales; Fabaceae. The record is from RefSeq and is a predicted model, not a curated record.
AUGAUAUCGUGGUAUUAUUCUGGAAGGUCCAAAUCAAGUCACCUUGGAACAAUCUCUCAAGUUUGGCUUCAAAGUGACAAACAACUAAGCGGAGUACGAAACACUUCUCGCAGGGCUAAGGUUAGCUCACGAUCUCGGAGCGCGAAGAGUGAGUUGAAACAGCGACUCAAAACUCAUGGUAGAGCUGCUCAGCGGGACAUACCCAGCCAAGGAUGCUCUUCUGCAACGGAGACCUUGUAUUCACCCAGCUUAGAUGACAAGGUCGUCAGCGAUAGUGAAGAACAAGGAUGGAUGACAGGCAUCUGGAACUACUUGAAGGCAGGAGUUUUACUCGAGGAUAAAGAUGAAGCUCGAAAGAUGAGGGUAAGGUCAGCUAAGUUCGUAAUUGUCAGAGACGAACUGUUCAAACGUGGCAUCUCCACCCUAUUGCUCAAAUGCUUGACGGAACCUCAAGCUGCUUAUGUCGUCGAGGAGAUCCACCGAGGUAUAUGUGGCAUGCAUUCCGGAGCACGCUCGAUGGCGACUAGGGUACUCCAAGCUGGAUACUACUGGCACACAUUGAAGUCAGAUUGCUAA